CCGCGCGGUUUUAUGGUGCGCUGUGGCACCAGAUAAGUGGGACAUACGCUUCUGCAUCUCGGUAUUUCGUAGUGAACUCGCCACCAGGUCGGAUCGCACCUGCACCACGCACCGUGGUACCUACGUGACAAUAUCGGUGUCACUUAUCACGGCGGCCAACGGACCACGCGAUAUACUUGUUUAACCGAAGGAUCUUCCUGCUACAGCGGAGAACUCAAAUACAUUGACAAAAAUGGCGCCGAACCUGUUCGGUACAUCAGCCACGUUAUAUUUAGAAGCUUCGCAGCAGGAUGUUCACCAGGAUAAGUCCGCGACAGAAAAGACAAACGCACAAAAGCUAAUAGUACAGAAGUCACCGGCCAGCCCUUCGAAAUACAAAUGGAAUAUCGUCUGGAGAAAUGUGAUUGCUUUCCUUUACCUUCACAUCGGAGCGAUAUAUGGGUUGUACCUUUUCUUCAAUUCGACGAUGUUCUACACGUUUUUAUGGUCAAUAUUCAUUGGACUCUCAUCAGCAGUAGGCAUUACAGCUGGUGCUCAUAGAUUAUGGGCUCAUCGAGCGUAUAAAGCAAAAUGGCCACUCCGAUUUUUUCUCAUGCUCUGCCAAACGACUGCUUUCCAAAACCAUAUCUACGAGUGGGUCAGGGAUCACAGAGUGCAUCACAAAUUCACUGACACGGAUGCUGAUCCUCACAAUGCGCAACGAGGAUUCUUCUUCUCCCACAUGGGCUGGUUGUUGGUCCGCAAACAUCCCGAAGUGAUCAGGAAAGGCGCCACCGUUGACAUGAGCGACUUGGAACGGGAUCCUAUCGUAGUCUGGCAAAGAAGAUUGUACAUCAUCCUGAUGCCGCUUUGUUCCUUCAUCCUACCCAUGUGGAUACCAAUUCAUUAUUGGGGCGAGAAGCCAUUGAAUGCUUGGUACUCUACCGUGUUCAGGUACACACUGUCCUUGAACCUCACAUGGUUGGUGAAUUCAGCAGCGCAUAUUUGGGGAAUGAAGCCUUAUGACAGUACUAUCGGCCCAACCGAGAAUCUUAGUGUCGCCAUAUGUGCAAUCGGUGAGGGUUGGCACAAUUAUCACCAUGUAUUCCCCUGGGAUUACAAAGCUGCGGAGUUAGGAAACUACAAGACCAACAUCACCACGGCUUUCAUCGAUUUCUGCGGUCGAAUAGGCUGGGCGUACGACAUGAAAACUGUGCCUACCGAAGUUGUAAAAAAGCGGGCUGCUAGAACUGGUGAUGGAUCAAAGUAUCAAAAGGGUAAUGGCCAUACGCACAAUCACGAGGGUGCGAAAUGGGGAUGGGGAGACGCAGACAUGGAGCCAGAAGAGAUCAAGGAAGUGGAAAUUUUACACAAGAGCGAAUAAUAAAUUACAUUCAACGGAUAUUACAAGAACAUUGAUUAAAGUUCUUGGUAGAUACGGCGUAUAGAUAUAACGGCGAUUGAUCGUUCGCAACGUCAAUUAAUAUUUGUUAUGUACAAUGAUCAUUGGUUGAUUGUUUGGGAAAUCGUUCGGCUCGAAAUAAAUUAAUGAAACAGAAAGAAAAAGGGAAAGAAAAGUAAAUCGCAGAAUGUCUCUGUAACGUACGAUUUUUCAAACGAACGGCCAGUUCCUUUGACACGACCGAGAUCGAAAGGAGUCAAAGCGUUGAGCGGUACGUGUUAGAAAAUGGAGAAAGAAAGAAAAAAAAAGAAAUCGGAAGAAAAGUAAAGCGGCAUUUGGUUUUCGAACGUUCUAUCGAAGUUACACCGGUCAGCUGCAAACACGCGGAAUCAAAUUAAUUCGUGGCCUUUUCGAAGAUUAUCGUUUCGAGAGAUGCGAACGUUUUUAUUAUACGACUUCUCUGAUGUAUUUAUAUCGAAACGAGUCUGUCAGGUGUAUGGUAAGUUUAUUAAUUAAUCGAUUUAUCCUACUCGAUCUGCAUUAAACGACGCCGCGAACGAUGAGCAUUUAUCAAGACCCGAUCAUAAUGCAGUUCGAGUGACGUAGAGCUAUUGUAACCAAAGCAUUGUAAAUUAUAUAUCGAUUGAUCGACUAGUUUUUGGGUACUGAGGAAUAAAGGAAAGAUACAUCGCGCGUAGCAUCGUUGGAAUCGUAAAUCUUGACGAUGGUCGAGCUGGGAUCGCGUGAAAGUUUCUUCUGCGUCUAGCCAGUAGGAUAAUGAACUUUGUAAAAAAACUGCAUAUUUAUUAUAAACAACUUUGUUCUAUUAAAA
Nomia melanderi (Alkali bee) is the source of this 2213-nucleotide messenger RNA. Its product is annotated as acyl-CoA Delta-9 desaturase. Gene Ontology annotation, cellular component: endoplasmic reticulum membrane. The record is from RefSeq and is a predicted model, not a curated record. Gene Ontology annotation, molecular function: iron ion binding; stearoyl-CoA 9-desaturase activity. Gene Ontology annotation, biological process: unsaturated fatty acid biosynthetic process. Lineage: Eukaryota; Metazoa; Arthropoda; Insecta; Hymenoptera; Halictidae.